AUGGAUCUCCUCCAUAGCAAUGGAGUGCUUAUAAUUCAGCAUUUGCAGAAGGAUUACAGGUCUUAUCAGAGCUUCCUCAAUUUCAUGUCACACGUUGGAGAUCCUCGGAAUAUUUUCUCAAUUUAUUUUCCACUCUGGUUCCAGCUUAACCGAGUGGUUGGGACAAAAAUGAUCUGGGUGGCAGUGAUUGGCGAUUGGUUCAAUCUUAUAUUUAAAUGGAUUCUGUUUGGUCAUCGGCCAUAUUGGUGGGUCCAAGAAACAAUGAUCUAUCCUAACCAAACAAUCCCAUGUCUUGAGCAGUUUCCCAUAACAUGUGAAACAGGACCAGGAAGCCCCUCUGGUCAUGCCAUGGGAUCUUCAUGUGUUUGGUACAUAAUGGUGUCAGCAGCCCUUAGCUAUACAGUGAGACAGAAAGAUAAAACAGCUAUCAACCUCCACAGACUCACCUGGUCUUUCUUGUGGAGCGUGUUCUGGAUUAUACAGAUCAGUGUGUGCGUGUCAAGAGUAUUCAUAGCAACACAUUUUCCCCAUCAAGUUAUCCUUGGAGUAAUUGCUGGUAUGUUAGUUGCAGAAGCAUUUGAAUAUGCUCCGGCCAUUCAGACAGCAAGCUUAAAGACAUACAUCCAGACCAAUGUGUUUCUCUUUGUUUCUGCUCUUGGCUUGUAUCUGGUUCUCAAGCUGAUUGACAUUGACCUUCUAUGGUCUGUACCGAAGGCAAAGAAAUGGUGUGCCAACCCAGAGUGGAUCAAUAUCGACACGACUCCCUUUGCUGGACUGGUGAGAAACUUGGGUGCCCUCUUUGGGCUCGGUCUCAGCAUUAAUUCUGACAUGUUUGUCAUAAGUUGUAAAGGUAAACAUGGUUAUAAGCCCAGUUUCAGGAUGCUCUGCAUAGCCACUUCUUUGGCUACCCUGCAGCUGUAUGAUUUUAUCAAAAUACCUACCCACACUGAGUAUUUGUUUUACAUCCUUUCCUUCUGCAAAAGUGCUGCCAUACCACUCACAGUAGUGGCUUUGGUCCCAUACUGCAUACAUUUGCUAAUGAAGCCAAUAGAAAAGAAGCUUCCAUAGCUGUUAGAUUGCAUUUGGUAUUGGAAGAACCUGGGACAUAUACAAGGCCCAUCUUUGAAGGCUUGCUUUCUUCUGUUCUGAACAACCAUAAGCACAAUUCUACAUAGAAAAUCAAAAUGGAUAAUUACAUCCCUGGGGGGUUUGUAAUUCAAAAAAAGAAA
Anolis sagrei ordinatus is the source of this 1229-nucleotide messenger RNA. It is a transcript of the gene G6PC2, whose product is annotated as glucose-6-phosphatase catalytic subunit 2. The record is from RefSeq and is a predicted model, not a curated record. Gene Ontology annotation, cellular component: membrane. Gene Ontology annotation, biological process: gluconeogenesis; glucose 6-phosphate metabolic process. Gene Ontology annotation, molecular function: glucose-6-phosphatase activity. NCBI's taxonomy places the organism in Eukaryota, Metazoa, Chordata, Lepidosauria, Squamata, Anolidae.